CUGUCAUCUCCAUUGACAAUGGCCCGGUCAGGUCUGAGCGUCGUGUUGAAUCAAACUAACAGUGAAGGCCAAGUUUACGCAUGCUGGAUAUGACGUCUAUUCCCCACCACCGCCGCCUCACAGUCCUCCGCAGACACGACAUGAAACGAAUACCCAUGUGGAAAAAGCAAGCUGGAUAAAACCGCAGGAGAGAACAUGAUACGACAGUUCCAGAAUUAUAUCAACGGCUGACAAGGAGCCAUCCCCGCCGAAUUAGUCAUGCUCGUAUAACACCCACAUCCACCUCCCCGCAUCCCUCGACAAGACCAGACCAAACGACCUGCACACCCACCAUGUCCCCCACGCAAGAAGACGACCACGAAAGCGCCGACCUCGCCACCCUCCUCACAACCGACAUCCGCACGGUACUUCCUCCGCAACCAACAGGAACCAUCCUCUCUCAGCGCCCGUUCGUCUCCAUCCCUGGCCUCUUCAACCUCCGCGACCUCAGCACGCCCCAAGAUGACGGCCCCCCCGCAAUCCGCCGGGGCUUCAUCUACCGCUCUGGAGCUUUGACACACAUCACGCCGGCGGGUAAAGCCGCCCUUGUCGAUACCCUCCACCUAGGCACGAUCUUCGACCUGCGUCGGCCGGAGGAGCGCGCGCGCGCACCCAGCCCCGACAUCCCUGGCGUCGAGACAAUAUGGACCCCGUACGCGUUCACGCCCAUGCCGGUUAAUCCGCGCGACUUUGCAGGACCGGACGGGGGCGUCUCCGGGUUUGUCAAGAUGUAUCUGGGGGUGCUGGAGUGCGCUGAGCCCGCGUUCCAGGCGGUGUUUCAGCAGAUACGGGACCAUCCGGAGCGGCCUAUUCUAUUUCAUUGUUCAGCCGGAAAGGACCGCACAGGUGUCAUCGCCGCCCUUAUUGAAAAACUCGCUGGCUACUCCGACGACGCCAUUGUGCACGACUACCUCCUCACGCGGAUCGGGGUCGAGCCUGCGCGCCCGGCACUGUUGGGGUUCCUGCGGGGACAGGUCGGGGCACCCGUGCCGGAGGAGAUGCCGGGGUUGGUGGAGCUGUGCGGUGUGCAGGCGGCGGCGAUGAGGGGGUUCCUGAAGGCGCUGGACGGGAUGUUCGAAGGGGGUGUUAUCGGGUAUUUGACUAUUCGAUUGGGGUUUUCAGAUGAGGAUGUGGAGGUCAUACGGGGGAAUCUAGCUCCUUCUAAGGAUCAAGCUUCAAACCCUGCUGGAUAGUAUAGCCCGCGAGCGCAGCAUACAAC
Aspergillus candidus is the source of this 1258-nucleotide messenger RNA. Its product is annotated as tyrosine-protein phosphatase. NCBI's taxonomy places the organism in Eukaryota, Fungi, Ascomycota, Eurotiomycetes, Eurotiales, Aspergillaceae. The transcript has 2 exons. Gene Ontology annotation, biological process: dephosphorylation. The record is from RefSeq and is a predicted model, not a curated record. Gene Ontology annotation, molecular function: phosphoprotein phosphatase activity. Bases 333 to 1232 code for a protein of 299 amino acids.